Molecule: messenger RNA, 3571 nt
Organism: Tyto alba (common barn owl)
Lineage: Eukaryota; Metazoa; Chordata; Aves; Strigiformes; Tytonidae
Gene: RELL1
Product: RELT like 1
Exons: 7
Coding region: 59-943 (294 amino acids)
Biological process (GO): positive regulation of p38MAPK cascade
Cellular component (GO): plasma membrane
Source: RefSeq, a predicted model, not a curated record
CGCCCCGCCGCCCGUGGGCCCGGGGGCGGGCGGCGGCAGCGCGGCUGCCAGCGCGGGCAUGGCUCCGCUAGCGACGGGCGGCGCCCCCCCGCCGGCUGCUCCCUCGCUCGGCCCGACGGCUGCCUGGCUGGGCAACCGCUCCGCUCUCGAUAAUGGAGAGUAUUUCCAGGUUUUGUCAAGCUAUGGCUUACAGACAACUACUUUGACAACUAAAACCGAUGGCAAUGAUGGCAAGGCUGAACACCUAGAGUAUGUUGCCUUUGCAUUGGUUCCCGUUUUCUUCAUUAUGGGUCUCUUGGGGAUCCUCAUCUGUCAUGUCCUUAAGAAAAAAGGCUAUCGUUGUACAACAGAGGCUGAAGAAGUAGAGGAAGAAAAACUUGAUGAAAAAAUAGAAAUGAAUGAAACUAUACAUGAGAAUAGCGACACUGUGGGACAAAUUGUUAACUACAUAAUGAAAAAUGAAGCAAAUGCUGAUGUGUUAAAGGCCAUGGUAGCAGAUAGCAGUGUCUUUGAACCUGAAAGCCCUUUGUCUCCUACCUCUCCUGGGAGUCCAGUGAGUCCAGGGUCUCCUUUGUCACCUGGUGCUGUUCCAUUUAAACACAGCUGCAAAGGCCAUCACUUCCAUACUGUUGGAGGAGUAGUAGAAAAGGAUGUCUGUACUCGUUGUAGCCACAAACGAUGGCACUUUAUAAAGCCAGCUCACAAAUCUAAAGAACACAGAAGAAGUCGUCUUGGAGAAGUUACAGUCCUUUCUGUGGGAAGAUUUAGAGUCACAAAAGUGGAGCACAAAUCAAAUUCCAAAGAAAGGAAAAGCCUGAUGUCUGUCACUGGUGUGGAGAGUGUCAAUGGUGAUAUGCCUGCCACACCUGUGAAACAGGAAGUGAGUGAAGUGCCUGCCACGCCUGUGAAACAGGAGAUGCAGCAGAGGAGGAGCUCAGAGUAAACUGCAGGUGUCCAACCUUGGGAACUCGUAUUGAAAGUGGUGGAGCUUUUAGAAGAAGCUUGUCUGCUAGCACUUUGGAAAAAACUGAAAAUUCCCAAGAGAUGUGUACUAUUUAAGGAAAUGUAUUUAUGGCACUGUAGUAUUUUAUAAGUUCUGUGAUGGCAUCCAUGCAAAGUUAAACACUUAAUGGCUUUUCACCAGUAAAAUCAGUAAGAUUUAGACACUUAAAUACUGUUGAGCUGUGUGGAUCUCAUACCAAAUGUUGGGCUUCAUCUUGGAAAGAAAAAAUACAUGUAAGUUUUUUGGACAGGAAAGUUAAAAGCCUUAUCAAAUAAUUUAUUUUUUUUCUACUUAGGCAUUUUUAAUGAGCACAAUAUUAUGAGUAAUAUGAUUACCCUGUGGAUAAACUGUGUUCACCUCUCUGGUCCAUCUGGAUUUUUCUCCUCUGUUCUUCCCGUCCAGAAUUGACAAGUGUUUGGUGAAGAUAAAAACCUGCCUUUGGAAGAUGGAAAUAUUCUUUUUAUCUCACCUAGUAGCCAAGCAAAACAUAAAAGGAAAUAAUUGUCAGCCAAAAUUGGCAUGUGUGCCUUUAGUACAUAAGCCCUCAGACUCUGUGAAGGGUACUUCACAGUACAGAGUGGUUCAGCUAUAUGCAAAUGUUAAAUUCAGCUGUUGUUUGCCCCCUUACCUCCCCCUUGCUCUUCAGCCUAUAUUAAGUAGUGUCUUUUUCUAUGCAGUUGGGUAGGUUACUUUCCUCAAGGCCACUUGUUCUCCCAUUUUUUUGUAACUGCUUACUCAUGUUUGAAGAAUGCCUAAUAGUUUUGCCUUUCUUUUUUUUUUGUUUUUACCCACAGGUUCCUUAUUAACAUAAGGCAACACAUUUCAACCAUUAGAUAAGGAUAUGGAAUAUUUGGCAUUAAAAAUUUAUGGAGUGUAUACUAAAGUACUUCAGAGUGCCUUUAUUGGACUGAGGGUAGCUGUUUUCAUUGUCACUGAAAUCUUAAGCCAGUGUCACUCCCUUCAUAUUUUAAGUGUGACUUACUGCUAAAAAUACCAGUGAUGGUUUUGUAAUGUUAAUUAUUUGUGUCUACUGAUCAUGAUCUCUUUGUCCUGUUACUUGUUUUUGGAAGGGAAAUCUUUGCAAUAUUUGGCAAACUUUGCUGUGUAAUAGAAACUAAAAAAUAUCUUUUUCUGAGUGCCUAAGAAUAUAAGCUCUAAUGUAAUGCAUUUUAGUAGAGAUCGCACUAUAUUCUGAGAACUAUAAAGUACCUUAAUCUGCUUUAUGAACUGGAUGAAAAUCAGUGUGUGUUUUUAAAUGGAUUUGUUUUAAAUUAUUACUUUCAAUCUUUUCAGUCCAAGUACUCUAAACUGUGUUUCUCCUUCAGAUCUGAGAAUCAGGUUUCUUCAUCAGUUUAUGCAGUGUUAACAAUCAGUGUGUACAAAGAUAAAAUCAAUCUUCUUGCUUAUGUAAUAGAUACCCCCAUAUCUUGUCAGGAAACAAGUUUAUUUACUCUUGCUGAAAGUAUAUGCUGCUGCUGGUCUUCCUUCUACUUGUUAUCCACAACAUACUGAGUGGAUCUACCAAUAUAUACUUUUCACUGAUGCUAGAUUUGAAAAAAAAAAAAAAAAACAAAAAACAAAAAAAAAACCCCAAAGAAACAAAACCCAAACUCCAAACUUACCACCUACCAAAGCUCUGACAAGAAUAAAUGGUUUAUUGUUAAUUUUAAAAUGGAUAUUUUCAGAGGUAAUUGUCCAUCCUUGAGAACCCGAAAUAACUGUUUGUCUAGGAUUGAACUCGAUGGAGUGUUUAGCAUCCCUGUUCCCAUUAAUUUAAACCUGAUUUAUGAAAACUCUUCAAUAUUUAAGUACAACAUAAACACCAUGCUCACCUUACAGGCAUACAUUUAAUAUUCUUUAAUUUUUUCUUCUUCAAGCUUCUCUUGAUUAUUUGCAUGAAAAGCUAAUACUUGUGGAAGAAUUCAAUAAGUAUUGGUUAUUGUUAAUUAGCUUUCAGUUUUCAAGAGAUUGAGAACUACGAAUAUAAAAUGUUACUGGAAAAGGGGAGUAUUGGGCAAAACCAGUUUCAUGUAAUUUUCAGAAAGGAGAUACACAGUUAGAGACUGUCCCAAAAGCUUUUUUUUUUUUUUUUUUUUUUGUAAAGGGGGGGAGGGAUUAUUUUGAUAACAUUGUGUUUUGAUACAUGAUGGGUUAGUACUGCAAGAAAAUUUGCCAAAAGGAUGGAAGAAAGUUUAAACAGAAAUAAGUAUUUUUUUACUUAAUUUAUAAGCAAUUUCUAUUUUGAUUCCAUUGGAAAUAUGUAGAAUAAAAGUAAAUGUGUUGGAUAUGUACAACAUUGUUUACCUGUAUAAAAUACCUAGAUAAGGUAUUAUAAGACCUGAUAUGUGCAAGAAUUUAAUUUGUGCAUUGCUGCUGCAAUAAGAGGAUUUAAAAACUGUGCCUGUUUCAUUGCAUUUUACACUACACUCUGCUAUUUUGUAGGGGUAUGGAUAUUGCCGUAUUAGUCUGCCUUUCUUAAAUUUGCAUAUCAGAUGUAUUUUUAACAAAAUAGUUUAUAUACAACUUUUGUACUACCAAGCAGUAAAUAAAAAAAAUCCUGGUUCUUAA